This is a messenger RNA of Phytophthora sojae, 960 nucleotides long. RefSeq lists its product as hypothetical. The coding region runs from base 1 to 837 and encodes 278 amino acids. Gene Ontology annotation, biological process: rRNA (guanine-N7)-methylation. Gene Ontology annotation, molecular function: rRNA (guanine) methyltransferase activity. Gene Ontology annotation, cellular component: nucleolus. The transcript is spliced from 5 exons. The record is from RefSeq and is a predicted model, not a curated record. Lineage: Eukaryota; Oomycota; Peronosporomycetes; Peronosporales; Peronosporaceae.
AUGAGUCGCCCCGAGCACAUCUCGCCGCCCGAGCUUUUCUACGAUGAGAAGGAGGCGGCCAAGUACAACUCGAGUUCGCGCAUCGUCAAGGUGCAGCAGGAGCUGUCGUACCGCGCCAUCGAGCUGCUGAACCUGCCUGAGGGCAAGGAGGCCUUCAUCCUGGACGUUGGCUGCGGUAGCGGCCUCAGUGGAGUGGCGCUGGAGGAGCACGGCCACGCCUGGGUCGGCGUGGACAUCAGCAAAGACAUGCUGGACAUCGCCUCGGAGCGUGACAGUAGUGGCGACGUGUUCCUGCAGGACAUGGGCGGAGGCCUGCCCUUCCGUCCCGGAGUUUUCGACGGCUGCAUCAGCAUUUCCGCCGUGCAGUGGCUGUGCUACUCGGACAAGAAGGAACACACGGCUCGCAAGCGCCUUACGCGCUUCUUCACGUCGCUGUACACCUGUCUGAAGGCCGGUAGCCGCGCCGUGCUGCAGCUGUACCCGGAAACGCCUGAGCAGAUGGAGGAGAUCUCCGGCACGGCCAUGCGCUGCGGCUUCUCAGGCGGUCUCGUCAUUGACUUCCCCAACAGUGCCAAGGCCAAGAAGUUCUACCUGUGUCUGUUCGCUGGGUACUCGGAUCACCAGCAGGUGCCGCAGGGACUUGGCACGGGAGCCACCGCUGGACAGAUCGCCUACGAAGGACGCGCUAGGAACCAGCGUCAACGUCGUGGCAAGGGUCGCGAGGCUAUCAAGGCCAAGGACUGGGUGAUGGCCAAGAAGGAGCGCUACCGCAAGCAGGGCAAGAAGGUCAAGGCCGACAGCAAGUUCACGGGCAGAAAGCGUCCGGGCAAAUUCUAAGGCUUUGGUUAAUAGCUACGCAUGUGCACAAGAUUCAGUAGCGCUUCGAUCCUCAGGUGCCUCAAGCCAGCAUGCUAGCGGUAGGCAUCUGCACAGAGUGCUGGGUAUAUAUUACAUUCAUCG